AUACCAAUAGUUCAAACAACAAAGAGUUUCUAUUUUUUAGGCUCAACGACUUAAGUGGUCAUGCCGGCCGAUUUCGAUAUUUAUUGAGUACAGUCUAAAUGAGGCUCUAACCAAAUGAGAACAAAACUGAUACGAUUAGUGAAUGUUUAUUUUAUUUUAGAAUACUAAUCAAUGUUUUACCGGCGUGUCUAUGGAUGGAAGAUAAAUUUAGUUUCUCUAAGGAAAUUGUGACUGGAUACGAGCUUCGGCAAACAACUCCAUAUUUAUCAAAGAGCACCCCGGCGACAGCGAUGAAUAUUUCAAAUUGCAAACCUUUUCUAACAAACCUGAAUGUAUCAAACAUUGCUGACCAUCAUUUGUGCAUCUUUCACGAACCCAAUCAGCCAUGGUUAUGGAACGGUGGACUAUUGCACGUGGAUUUCAUAUACGCUAACCGUUUUGUUCCAUACAUUAUUGGAAUUGAUUCAAUUAAAGUAAAUAAAAGCCAUAAACCUGAUGUAUUCUUACAAAUAUCUAAAUUUGGUGACUGGAUAACCAAAACCAUGCGCGAUGAAGGCGAAGACAUAUCGUUUGAUCCAUUGAUGUGUGCCAAACGUCAUUUACAAAAUCGUCGUCAAAUUAAUAGCACGGAACUAAAUGUGCCUAACAAAUCCAUUCGUUAUGCAGUAUCCAUUCAACCCAGUCCGGAUGGACAUCAACCAAAGAAAUGCGCUGGAAUUUUGCUAGAAAAGGAUAUUGUGGUCACAUUGGCACAAUGUGCAAGCAAUUUAAUGUGA
Messenger RNA from Anopheles coluzzii, 776 nucleotides. RefSeq lists its product as uncharacterized. The transcript has 3 exons. Lineage: Eukaryota; Metazoa; Arthropoda; Insecta; Diptera; Culicidae. The coding region runs from base 195 to 776 and encodes 193 amino acids. The record is from RefSeq and is a predicted model, not a curated record.